UGGGAAGCGACUAAGUCUCGCGAGAGCCAGCGGUCCCUCUGCGUUCGCCUAUUGUGAGAGUUUUGAAGCUCUCGCGUGAUCUGGGAACUUUCCCACGCCUGUUGUUGUGGCGUCUGCCCUUUUCGCUCACUGCCCCCCCUCGUUUCCAAAGUGUGGCCUCCCCUUCUCUUGUGUCUCCUUACCCACCCCCUUUCUCCCUUCUCCCUCGUCCCGACACCUUCAUUCGGCCUCUUGUUGUCUCGACGGAUUGCCGGGGCUGCGGGGAGAGGCCAAAAAAAAGGAUAUCGCGAGUAUUGGAGUUUUGAUGAGAGUUUGUGGAAGAUGGCGCCUGUUGUGACAGGGAAGUUUGGGGAGCGCCCUCAACCACAGCGCCUAACCAGGGAAGCCAUGAGGAAUUACCUGAAGGAGCGAGGGGACCAAACUGUCAUGAUCCUGCACGCGAAGGUUGCCCAGAAAUCCUACGGCAAUGAGAAAAGGUUCUUCUGCCCACCUCCUUGCGUAUACCUGAUGGGCAGCGGCUGGAAGAAAAAGAAGGAGCAGAUGGAGCGGGACGGCUGCUCCGAGCAAGAGUCGCAGCCGUGCGCCUUCAUCGGCAUCGGCAACAGCGACCAGGAAAUGCAGCAGCUUAAUUUAGAGGGGAAGAAUUAUUGCACAGCCAAAACCUUGUACAUAUCAGACUCCGACAAGAGAAAGCACUUCAUGUUGUCUGUCAAGAUGUUCUACAGCAACAGCACCGACAUCGGUGUCUUCCUCAGCAAGAGGAUCAAGGUCAUCUCCAAGCCUUCCAAAAAGAAGCAGUCCCUGAAAAACGCCGACUUGUGCAUCGCGUCGGGCACAAAGGUGGCGCUGUUCAACCGCCUACGCUCCCAAACGGUCAGCACGCGCUAUCUCCACGUAGAAGGGGGCAACUUCCACGCUAGCUCGCAGCAAUGGGGCGCUUUCUACAUCCAUCUUUUGGAUGACGAGGAGUCGGAGGGCGAAGAAUUCACGGUGCGAGACGGUUACAUUCAUUACGGCCAGACGGUCAAGCUAGUGUGUUCGGUCACCGGCAUGGCGCUGCCCAGAUUGAUCAUCCGGAAAGUAGACAAGCAGACGGCGCUGCUGGAUGCCGACGACCCGGUUUCCCAACUCCACAAGUGUGCCUUCUACCUGAAGGACACGGAGCGCAUGUACCUGUGCCUCUCACAAGAAAGGAUCAUCCAAUUUCAAGCCACACCAUGCCCAAAGGAACCAAACAAAGAGAUGAUCAACGACGGCGCUUCCUGGACAAUCAUCAGCACGGACAAGGCCGAAUACACGUUCUACGAGGGCAUGGGCCCCGUCCAGUCGACUGUCACCCCUGUGCCUGUGGUGGAGAGCCUGCAGCUCAACGGCGGUGGAGACGUCGCCAUGUUGGAGCUAACGGGACAGAACUUCACCCCGAAUUUGCGAGUGUGGUUUGGGGACGUGGAGGCGGAGACCAUGUACAGGUGCGCAGAAAGCAUGUUGUGCGUGGUGCCCGACAUCUCGGCGUUCCGCGAGGGCUGGCGCUGGGUGCGGCAGCCCGUGCAGGUGCCGGUGACGCUGGUCCAUCAAGCGGUUGCACUUACGAAGCAUAUCAAGGCCUUCUUCACGUCUUAUUCGAGCUUUCCUGACAGCAAUACUGUACAGCAAUUUCACCAGCCAGCCCGUAAAGGAAUAUCCAGUUGGACUCACUCCAUUAAAACUCUCCAAAUAGUCCAAAAGGAAAAAAAAAAGCAGGCAAUACGACUGUAAACUUGAAUGUGUGCCGAUUGGAGUGCGAGAAAAAAAAACGUGCAAAUUAAGUUAUGCCACCCUCAUCUGCCUGUUUGUCAAAUGUUUUCUAUUUUAUUAUUUUAAAUGAUCCCUGGUGAGUAUAAGCGGAUGAGUGAAUGAAUGAAUUUUUUAAAUUAUUGGUACAAAGUUUCCCCCUUCAUCUUAUGUCAAAAAAAAAAAAAAGUGCAUUAUUGCCUGCGCUGCCUGGGAUUUUUAUUGUUAUUAUUAUGAAGAGUCAAAAAAAAGCCAAUUCCUGUCUGGAUUUGUCAAGUAGCAAAACAAAUACCCUUUACCAGCCAGGACCGGCUUGUUUUUUUGCCUUUGUUUACACAUACAGUGGUAUGAAAAGGUAUCUGAAAGUUUUGGAAUUUCUCACAUUUUUGCAAAAAAUCACCAUCUUUGUCAAAAUCACACAGAUGAAAAAACUGUCUGCUUUAAUUAAAACCCUCCAAAUGUUUAUAGGGUUUCAUAUUUUAACUAGAAAUGGCAAUUUCUGGAGAAAUUACUCGGGGUCUUUGCUGUGUGGAGAUACAGAUCUUAGCCCCGCCCAGGUUGUUUUAGGGACAUUUCGGGGACAAAAUCAGGUCAGUUCCUGUUGAUUUGGGGACAUUUGGGGGACACGUUCUGGUCGUAGCUGGUCAGUUCUUUUUGAUUUGGGGACAUGUCCAGGUCAUAUCAGGUCAUUUGGGGGCGUGUCCUGGUCAUAUCAGGUGAUUUGGGGACAUUUGGGGGACACCUAUUGAUAUCUGGUCACUUCCUGUUGAUUUUGGGACAUUUGGAGGCCACGUCCUGGUCAUAACAGGUCAGUUCCUGUUGAUUUGGGGACAUGUCCAGGUCAUAUCAGGUCAUUUGGGGGCGUGUCCUGGUCAUAUCAGGUGAUUUGGGGACAUAUGGGGGACACCUAUUGAUAUCUGGUCACUUCCUGUUGAUUUGGGGACAUUUGGGGGCGUGUCCUGGUCAUAUCAGGUCAUUUGGGGGACACCUAUUGAUAUCUGGUCAUUUCCUGUUGAUUUGGGGGACACAGAUCUUAACCCCGCCCAGGUUGUUUUGGGGACAUUUCGGGGACAAAGGUCACUUCCUGUUGAUUUGAGGACAUUUGGGGGACACGUCGUGGUCAUAACUGGUCAGUUGCUGUUGAUUUGGGGACAUGUCCAGGUCAUAUCAGGUCAUUUGGGGACAUUUGGGGGACACCUAUUGAAAUCUGGUCACUUCCUGUUGAUUUUGGGACAUUUGGGGGACACGUCCUGGUCAUAACUGCUCAGUUCUUGUUGAUUUAGGGACAUGUCCAGGUCAUUUGGGGGCGUGUCCUGGUCAUAUGAGGUAAUUUGGGGACAUUUGGGGGACACCUAUUGAUAUCUGGUCACUUCCUGUUGAUUUGGGGACAUUCGGGGGACACGUCCUGGUCAUAUCAAGUCAUUUGGGGACAUUUGGCGGACAACUAUUGAUAUCUGGUCAUUUCCUGUUGAUUUGGGCACAUUUGUUUUUUUUUUUUUUUUUUGCGAUUGUAAGUGAAUGGGAAAUUUGGACAUCCAUGGGCGUCGAUGGCAUCGGCUUACAUAUGUGUCAAUGGAAUCAGGUACAUUUGGGGGACACGUCCGAUUGAUAUCCGUUCAUUUCCAGUUGAUUUGGGGCCAUUUGUUUUUUUGCCAUUGAAAAUGAAUGGAAAAUUUGGACGUUCAUGGCCGUCAAUGGCAUCGACUUACAUUAGCGUCAAUGGAAUCAAAGUACAUUGGUAUCAAUAGAAUUGAUAUACAUGGCCAUCAAUGGCAUCUGACUAAAUUGGCAUCAAUUUAAUGUAAAUGCCAUUGGAAAUGAAUGGGGAAAUUUGGACGUCCAUGGGCGUCAAUGGCAUCGACUUCCAUAAGCGUCAAUGGAAUCAGGUACAUUUGGGGGACACGUCCGAUUGAUAUCUGUUCAUUUCCAGUCGAUUUGGGGACAUCUGUUUUUUUGUCAUCGAAAAUGAAUGGGAAAUUUGGACGUCCAUGGCCGUCCGUCAAUGACAUGGACUUACAAAUGUGUCAAUGGAAUCCAAGUACAUUGGCAUCAAUAGAUUUGAAAUACAUGACUGUCAAUGCAUCAAUGCAAUGUAAAUUCCGUUGGAAGUGAAUGGGAAAUUUGAACGUUGCAUCCAAAUUCUGUAUAAAACUUUUAUGCCCUUAACUGUCCCGGAAUUUAUGUCCAAAUUAUGUGAUUUGGUCAAAAAUUGUAGGACUAGAUACAUUUUGAAAAAAAAAAUAAAUAAAUAAAUCGGUGAAAAAUCGGCGUUGACGGGCGAACGGAAAAUUUUUCGGGGGUCGUGUAUGGAGCUAUAAUUGUCAUAUUGCUGAUGAUGGCUGGCUGAUGAUGCACAACACAAGUCAUUUUUUGCACAAAAAAAGCUUUUCAUUCAAUAAAGAAACCAUAUACAGUACAAGGGAUGAUGUUAUAAAAAAAAAUAAAAAAUUAUGUGGUGACAUAUGACAUUUCCCCCUUUUCCCCUUAGCCCAAAAAAACCCCGGGACUUCCAGUAAAGAGAAAUUGAAACCAAUUUUUACCAAACAAUUUAAGUCAGAUGUAUGCCCAAUCACUGAUAAGUGGUUUAAAGCUACCCUGCCCACUAUAAAACACACACCUGGUCAAUUGUCUUGACGAGAAGCAUUGUCUGAUGUGAAUCAUGGCUCGGUCAAAAGACCUGCGAUCAAGGAUUGUUGACUUGUAUAAAGCUGAGAAAGGAUACAAAACCAUCACGAAAAGUCCAAAUUUUCAUCAAUUGACAGUCAGAGAAGUUGUCUUCAAAUGGAGAGAGUUUGGCACUGUUGCUUCUUUUGCAAGGAGUGGCCGUCCACCAUAGAUGACGAGCGCAGAAUACUCAGGUAAAAAAAAGAAGAGUGUCAGCUCAAGGCUUACAGAAUUCACUGGCAUAGUCCAAUCUAUCGGUAAAACUGGCCAAGAAUGGUGUUCAUGGUAGGACUCCAUGGACGAAGCCACGGCUGUCUAAAAAAAUAUUGUUCCUCGUUUAACGUUCGCAAAAAGGCACAUGGACACGCCACAGAAGUUUUGGCAAAAUAUUUUGUGGACUCAUGAAACCAAAGUUGAAUUGUUGAGCAUCAUGAUUUGGGGCUGUUUUGUUGCCUCAGGGCCUGGACAACUUGCAAUCAUUUAUGGAAGAAGCAAUUCAAGUUUAUCAGGAAGGUUUUCAGGAAAACAGACAGAAUCUAAAAAGAGGAUGGGUGCUGCACCAAGACAAUGAUCCAAGACAUGGAAGUAAAUCAACUUCAGAAUGGUUUCAGAACAACAAAAUACACGUUCUUGAGUGGCCUAGUCAAAUUCCAGACUUGAACCCCAUUGAGAAGCCGUGGCAUGACUUAAAGACAGCGAUUCAUGUCAGACAUUUCAGGAAUCUGACUGAAUUAGAGCGGUUUUGUAGAGAGGUAUGAACCAAGAUUAGUCCGGAUCCACGUGCCAGACUGAUCUGCAGCUCCAGGAAGUGUCUAGUUGAAGUUAUUGCUGCCAAAGGGGUGGACACAAAAUAUUAAAUGUGAUGGUUCAUUUGCUUAUUUUUUCCCCUUCUGUCAUUGUUUUGCAUUCUAUUCUCAUUAAAAUAUGAAAACCGAUAAAUAUUUGGGUGGUUUUAGAUAAAGCGGACACUGUUUUUUCAUCUGUGUGAUUUUGACAAAGCUCAGAUCACAUUUGAUGGGGAUUUUAUGCAGAAAUGUGAUAAAUUCCAAAAGAUUCAGAUACCUUUUCAUACCACUUUAUUGCUCUUCAUCUCUGGCCGGGGCUCGAACCGCGAGCCUUUUGUUUCUUUAAAGGGACUUUGCUGAGGGCUGCGAAAACAUGUUACACGCCUUUUUUGUUUUUAACUCUUCUGGAAGCAGCUGUUCUUUGUUUUUUUUAACGGUUAUAACGAGCGGCGAACAAUGUAUGUAAGCUCUUAAAAAUGCCAAAUGUCUGACCGUGUGUUUUGUUUUCAUGCACUGCACAGUGAGAGGCAGCUUUAAAAGUAACAUUUAAAGAAAAACAAAGUAGCUCUCAGCCUUACUUUUCAAGACUAUUGUGGAGCGCUAACUUUUCUCUCCCCCUGGUUUCUCUCACUAUUUUCCUUAUUUAAUAUCACUGUCACUAUCCUUCGCUCACUCACUGUAUCUGUUCUUCUAGUACUGGUCAUUGUGGUAGUAUACUCUGUGCUCAAAGGGUAGAAACCUGUGCUGUUUGUAAUAUUUAGCAAUAGCAUCAAAAAACAAGGGGAUUUUUUUUUUUUUUUUUUUUUUUUUUGGAAUAGCAUAGUUUUUUUGUACAUAUCGCAGCUCGAGAUCAUGCUCCAAUCUGUAUGUCAUUAAACACGGGGAAAAAUGCAUAAAAGUGACAUUUUAAAGACGUCUCUGCUUAUU
Messenger RNA from Corythoichthys intestinalis (scribbled pipefish), 6146 nucleotides. It is a transcript of the gene rbpjb, whose product is annotated as recombination signal binding protein for immunoglobulin kappa J region b. Gene Ontology annotation, molecular function: DNA-binding transcription activator activity, RNA polymerase II-specific; RNA polymerase II cis-regulatory region sequence-specific DNA binding. The record is from RefSeq and is a predicted model, not a curated record. The transcript has 12 exons. Gene Ontology annotation, cellular component: MAML1-RBP-Jkappa- ICN1 complex; nucleus. Gene Ontology annotation, biological process: regulation of transcription by RNA polymerase II; Notch signaling pathway. NCBI's taxonomy places the organism in Eukaryota, Metazoa, Chordata, Actinopteri, Syngnathiformes, Syngnathidae. The coding region runs from base 322 to 1755 and encodes 477 amino acids.